AUGGUAAACCAUUUACUUAAACAGAAUGCAGAUCAAAGGAAAGAAAUCGAAACGUUAGAAGCAGCGUCAGCGAAUACCGCGAAUCCGGUUCAGGCAGACUUAGUAACACGCUUAGAAGUUGCAGACGCGGCGGCGAAAUUGUUACUGAAGCAGAAUGAAUAUCAGAGAAAAGAAAUCGCAACGUUAAAAGCAACGUCAGUAAAUACCACGAAUCCGGCUCAGGCAGACUUAGUAACACGCUUAGAAGUUGCAGACACGGCGGUGAAACUGUUACUGAGACAGAAUGAAUAUCAGAGAAAAGAAAUCGCAACGUUAAAAGCAACGUCAGCAAAUACGGCGAGUGUUAACAAAGGUGUCCGAUAUCGCGACAGUAAUAACAGCCAUCAUAGUCGAGGAUCGCCUACGAGUUCCACGCAGGAACAAAUCCCUCAUAAAUUUCCACCUUUGCAGAGUCAGAGUUACUGGUACCGCAGAAUACUUAGAAAUGGACGAAAUCGGCACGACAAACAAGAUCAUCAGACAGAAGUGGACUCCACUGUAUUACCACAACUUCAAAACGAUAAAAUUGAGAAAAUCAACCGAAAAUAUGGCUUAAAAGAUCGCAGGAACGGCGAUAAUAACCAUCAUAAUCAUCAUCAUAAUCAUCAUCAUCAUCGACGAGAUUAUAAGGAUAGAAAUUCUAAAGAUCACCAAAAAGAAAUCGUAGAUUCAGCGGAAGGAUCGAGAGAAGCCGACAAUUCGGCGGGUAAUAAAUCGUAAAAUCGAAAUGGUCUGCCAAAAUAUUACACGCGUAGCAGACUUUUUGUCCUCUAUUUAAAUACAGGCGACUGUAAGGAUCAUUUCAAUAGCGAUAUAUUUGUUAAUAAAAGAAUAAUCUACUUUUUCUUGUAUCCGCUUAAAAAAAAAAAGAAAGUGGAAAAACAAUUAAUGUUGAUUACGUACAUGCUGCUUGCCAUAGGAU
Messenger RNA from Dufourea novaeangliae, 961 nucleotides. RefSeq names its product histone-lysine N-methyltransferase set1-like. The record is from RefSeq and is a predicted model, not a curated record. The transcript is spliced from 2 exons. The coding region runs from base 1 to 759 and encodes 252 amino acids. Lineage: Eukaryota; Metazoa; Arthropoda; Insecta; Hymenoptera; Halictidae.